UGAGAUCACUUCGGGAGGGCGGUGCAGAGGGAGAGCUACGUGUUGCUGCUCAGCAACAGAUAGAAAGGAGAGAGAGAGAGAGAGAGAGAGAGAGAGAGAGAGAGAGAGAGAGAGGAAUUCCCUCGCAGAAAUAAAAGCGUCUGCCAGGGCGUGUAUCAGUUCCUAUGGUUCCCAGAAUUUCCUGUGAUAAGUGUAGCCGAUACCUGUAGCAGGAGGAGGGGGAAAGCCCAAUGGAUGAAGGAUGUAAGGGCUGCCAUCUACAACAAGCCUUCGGGUAUAUUUGAAGAUCUUUGCCUGGAGGCGAAAUUAUAUUUGAUAUCGCGCCGACUGCGCUUGAAAUAGGCGUCCACCUCUACCAAAUAAACCUGGCACAGAGCCGCUUCUCUGGAAUCCAGUGAACAAAGGUCUCGGCGUUUGUUGCAGGCGCGCAGGUUACCCACAAACUAAAACGUGCCAUCACUGGAGCUGAAAUGCUGUUGAGUCUUCUUUCCGGAGGAUUCGGUGAACUGGACGCGCUUUAAAAUAUGACAGGUCAGGUCCUGGGGGAACCGUGCGGCGGGGCUCACACGGAUGAAAACGCCGCCAUCCGCAUCAACGUGGGCGGCUUCAAGAAACGUCUCCAGUCGGACACUCUCUCCCGGUUUCCCGAGACGAGGCUCGCGCGUCUGCUCCACUGCCAGUCUAAAGAGUCCAUCCUGGAACUGUGCGAUGACUACGACGACACGGAGAAAGAGUUUUACUUCGACAGGAACCCGGCGCUCUUUCCCUACGUGUUGAAUUUUUACAACACGGGGCGGCUGCACGUCAUGGCCGAGUUGUGCAUCUUCUCUUUCAGUCAGGAGAUCGAGUACUGGGGCAUUAACGAGUUCUUCAUCGACUCCUGCUGCAGCAGCUCCUACCACUGUAGGAAAAUGGACCAGGACCGGGAAGACUGGGAUGACCGCAGCGAUGAAGGAAGCACCACUUCAUCUUUUGACGAGCUGUUGGAGUUUUACAACGACGCCUCCAAGUUUGAUAAGCAGCUGUUCGGGAGCGCACGGAGGCGCAUCUGGUUGAUGCUGGAUAACCCCGGCUACUCCGUGGCCAGCCGCAUCAUCAGCAUCCUCUCCAUCCUGGUGGUGCUCGGCUCCAUAGCCACUAUGUGCAUGAACAGUAUGAGUGAGUUCAGCCUGCUGGACAGCGAAGGCCAGCCAACAGAGGACCCACGUUUCGAAUCUGUGGAACAUUUUGGCAUCGGCUGGUUCACUCUGGAGCUGGUGGCCAGGUUCGUUGUGGCGCCAGAUCUGCUGCACUUCUUCGAUCAUCCGUUAAAUGUGAUAGACCUGGUGUCCAUACUUCCGUUUUACCUGACACUUCUCAUAAACCUGGUGGUGGAGAGCAGCCCCGCACUGGCAAAUCUAGGACGCGUUGCGCAAGUGCUGCGGCUGAUGAGAAUUUUCCGCAUCUUGAAGCUGGCCCGUCACUCCACGGGGCUCCGCUCCCUGGGAGCCACACUUAGGAACAGCUACAAAGAAGUGGGGCUUUUGCUCCUCUACUUGGCAGUCGGGGUGUCGUUUUUCUCCGUCAUGGCCUAUACGGUGGAGAAAGAGGAUAACGAGGAUCUCACCACCAUUCCGGCAUGCUGGUGGUGGGCCACGGUCAGCAUGACUACCGUGGGAUACGGUGAUGUGGUGCCGGUGUCUAUAGCCGGCAAACUAACCGCCUCUGCGUGCAUCCUGGCCGGGAUCUUAGUAGUUGUGCUUCCGAUUACGCUCAUUUUCAACAAAUUCUCCCUCUUCUACAAGAGACAGAAACAGCUGGAGAUCGCAAUGAGAAGCUGCGACUUCGACGAGGGGAUAAAAGAGGUGCCCUCGGUCAACCUGAGGAAUUAUUACGCACACAAAGUCAAAUCCCUCAUGGCGAGCUUGUCAAACAUGAGCCGGAGUUCACCCAGUGAACAGAGUUUAAACGAAUCAAUACACUGAAACAGGACACUCUGUCAGUCAGGUCGGGUGACGCUGUUCAAUACAUGUGGCCUACCGAGGAGCUCUCCAGAGUGCUGAAAUUCUCUGGACUGAGAGCCUGCUUCCUUCCACUGAUGUCUGACCGUUUGCCUCUCUGUAGCUCAGUGCAAUAAUGUGUUCAUUUCUGUGUCUAUCACAAUGAAAAAAUAAGCAAAUGUACAGCCUGAACAUCACGUCUGUGCACUAAUACGGCCGCUCAACAAACAGGCUAAAAAUCUGACCCCAUCUGAUGAAAAAGACAAAGAAUGCUGUAGUUGUUUACAGUGUCACACUGUAGUCCACUUUCCAGCUAUACAUGUUGUAUAAGUAUGUCUGAAGUAACUGUAUCUCUUUCAAAAGAGUCUCGAUGUAUAAUUGUGGUGUUGCAACAGUACUUCAGAUGUGUGGUUAAAGCAAAGUGUAUUAAAUAUACAAUCAAGCAAACAGAAAAAUACAUGACAUACUUCCUUGUUUUUUUAAUACGAGAGUUAGGGUCUAACUCUGAUCCUGAUUGAGGGAACACAUGUAAGCCCGAGGGUUGGAAGGGGGAUUUAUAGCAGCAAAGUGACUGACACAAUAUCUGAAACAGUUUGACAGGCAUGGCAACAGCCAUUCAGAGCUGACAUGUUGAAUAAAUCUAUUCGCUAAGGAUUUGAUUUUUUUUUUAAUGGCAUCACCAUUUCAGUUCCCAAGAGACAAUUUUAAAAUAUUAAUCAGUACAUGUUCUAAAAAGACUAUAAAACUAUGGUCAUAAAAUAGAAGUUAGUCCACAGUAAGGGAGAACUGAAGAGAAAGUUCAGUAGUUAGUUUAUGGUUAUCACUGCUCUCCAGAGAAUACACCAUAGAGAUAAAGUUCUAGUUUUACUUAUCUCAGUGCUACGUUUCAAUUAAUUUUUUCACAGAAAGCAAUUUGUCUCCAGCCCGUAAACUCAGAAGAUGAAUGGCUGUGACAAACCUGCAUAUUUCUUUCUUUUUUUUCUCCCUCUUCUUCUUACUGUGUCCAGAUAAAAACAAGUUUUAUGAUCCCACAGGGGGAGCAUGCAGCUGUUUGGACCCCUCUCCCUUUUUCUGGUCAGCAUUUGCGAUAAGGAGCUAUCCCACUGGACGCAAUAACAGCAGCAGAAAUUCAACAGAGAACACUCACUUAGUGUUAUUGAUUUCAGUUUAAAGGGUAAAGAGCUAUUUGAUACAAGUAGGCAGCAGCUCUUUAAAAAAACCAAACAAAAAAAAAAACAGAUGAAAAAGUCAGUUUUGCAUCAUCUCAUAUUUCAGAACAGUUAACUGCAUCGAUUUCCAUCUUUUUAAUUUGAAGGCCAUUUUUAUUUUGACACCAGUUCUUAAAAUGAGAAAUGAUCAUUAAUGCUUUGAGCUGAAUCCUCUCCACAUCAUUGUGUAGCUGUGACUGGUAAAAUUGUCACUUAAUCAGUGUCAGUAUUUUGUUUGUUUUUAUUCAUCGUACAAAUAAUUCAUACAUGCAUGCACAUUUCAGUGACUCGAACAAUCAGACUCAUUUGCUCCUGUGGCAGAGAGAUAAUUUGAAAUUCAUUGUCUCAAGAUUAAUUUGAGCAGACAGGCAGAAGGAUUUUACAUAUUGCUGCUCAUAACUAAUUAGUCUGAGCACAGAAAAACCACACAUUGCAGCUCAGUCACUAUCACCUGGUGUAAAGGAUAAUCCCAACAAUACCAAAAUAUGUUGUUUUGUUUUUUUAAAGAAUUAUGUAUUAUUGUACAAGUUUAAAUAAUGAAACAUGUCUUCAAAUAUCAAAGAGCUUUCAGGUGUACAAAUAAGGUUAUGGCACACAUUUGGCAGAAUAACUGAGCGACACAGAGAUCAUUUCACUGCAUUUCAGCCACGAAGUUGUGCUCACAUUUCAAAUCCUAAUGAGAAACCUGCGUAUAUCCAGCAUCUUCUCCCAGGAUUUCUGGGGAGCUCAUUUGAAAUAAUAUUUACCCUCAGAGUCCAAUUAUAUCAGUCUGCUUUUGUUUACUCCUAAACCUUUAAAGACUUUUCCCCCUGGGACAAAAUCCAAAACGCCACUGCAGCACCCAACCAGCAUGGAAAAAUCAGUAAAUGAGUACACAGUGACAGCGGGUGACAUUUUAACAUAUCAACAAAGGGCCAACCCAAAAUAAGAACAACAGUCAAUCUUUUCCAUCUCAGGGAGAAGAAAGUAAUUAUAGAAUCUGAGAGAAAAUUGAAAUGUAUAAAUGUACUCCAGGACUGCGGGCCAAGGAGAAACAGUAAUAAAGAGAGUAGAUUUGCACAAUGUCAUCCAAGUGUCAGGGCUUUGUAUGUGUGUGUUUGUGUGUGUGUGUGUGUGUGUGUGUAGGUCAGCAUGACUCCUGAGAAGGAAGAUGGAGAUGUCUGGCCCCUCAGCUGCCUCCCCUUGGCUCGCCUGUAUCAUUACCCUCUGACUGUGGUGAUAGAUGUAAGAAAGGCCCCCAGCCUGCCUGGCUCACAGUACAGGAAGCAGCUCAGGUCAUUAGAGGGCGACCGUGGCAAAAUAAAAUCUGCUUUCCUCAUUUCCAGUAACCAGCAGAGCUUAAACAUCCAGUCCAACCAUCAUCGUGACUGAAACCUGUGACUCAACAUUGUGAAAGGAACAGUUGCAUUAGAGGGAGAUUUAUUUUUUUCUUGUAAUUUGUCUGACAUGUAAUCAUCAACGCUUUUAGAGGUGUACUUGGUAAUAAGGUUUGGUUAUUAUUUUUAUUUCAAUGUUAAUCAUUAAAUCAAAAGAGUUCCUUUUGAUCAAAGGACUUCUGAUUUAAAUGAGCUUCCUAUAAAGUUAAAUGAGCGUGCUCAUUUGGUUCCUUUCACACAAGCUGUGAACAAAGACAAGAGAAGAUGAGCAUAAAAAAGGUUGUGGAAAUCUGGGAAGAAUAUUAUGCUUAUUAAUGCAGCGCCGACAGGGAAUCAGAACUAAAUGGUGUACGUGCUUCCCAGUGUGCAUGUGCAAACGUACUGUACACAAACACACCACACAGCGAGUCUAAUGGGGAACUUAUCGAAGCUGGCAGCACGAGGCUCAUCUCCAGGCUGCUCUGUAUUGGUGAAAUAAAACUCUGUUACUAAGCAGGCGUUCCGUGUUGUUGCACAUUACCAUCUGCUACUAUCCGUUUGCUUUAAACAGUGUGGGAAGAUUGGAUCUUUUCUGCGUGCAUGUUUCUUUCUCCCUCCGUACUUCCCACCAUGUGUGAUCUGUGAACAUCUCCAAAAAUAAUCUUUCAUUACAUGGAUCGCGGCAUAGCUAAUUAUCACAUACAGAUCUCAUGAUAACAUCAAACCCAGGUAAUGCUUAAGGAUGGCUGAUUGCUUUUUUUGUUUGUUUUUUUAAUGAAAGGAUUAGAAAUUGUAAUCAAACUGAUGUUUCGGGGAUGUGGGAAAUAAUAGGGAGAUAUUUUUCAUGUUUGGACUCUGCAUUAUGAACUCUCCUGACAUUAAAUUUUGAGACUACAUUUUAGUUUUAAUCGUUUCCUUUUUGUCGAGUCCUAAAAAGCCACAAAAAAUGCAAUUGAAGAACAAAAUUUGUAGACUUACUUCUAGAAUUUAACUGGUAGUGAAUUUAUGGACUCUCUAUGGACCAGCUGCAAUUUAAACCAAGUACCAACACAAAUACACCAAGUUUACACCAAAUUAUCACAAAUAUGUUAAAGCUUAGGUUUUUUGCAGUUUAAAAAACCUCCACUAAGUCAGCGCUACAGACGGCUGUCCCUCCCCGAGCCUGCUUCUGCUGGAGGUUUUUGCUGUUAAAACGGAGUUUUUCUUUCCCUCUGUCACCAAGUGCUUGCUCAUAGAGGGUCGUCUGAUAGUUGGGGUUUUCACUGUAUUAUUGUAGCGUCUUUACCUUACAUUGUGCAUUGAACCGACUGUUGUCAUCUUAAUUCCUUUAAGCUUCCUUGUUGCUUUUUCCACAUGGAGUAAUUAACACACACAAAAUAUGUCAGUCAGAUUAUUUCAGUUUAUUCUAGACUGUUGCAACCUUGGAUUAUAUUCAUUCUCCUGAAGCCUAAAUGAACAUUUCUGAAAAAUAUAUAACAUCAUAACGAUUUGUGACCUUACACAAAAUGUUGUGCUACUUUAACUGGUGCUGGUCCUCCACCGGAAAACUCUCAAUCACUAAAAUAACCACUUCUGAAAGACAACCCAUCAAUGUGCCUUCUUUUUAACAGAGUCUUCAGUCUGCUACUGUUAAGUGACUCAUCCACAGAGACAGAUGUUUCUGGAUUUAAAUCACAAUGGUGUUCCCACUGAAUUUUAAUGAAUAGCACAAAAUGGGCCAAUCGAACACCCGGGGAGUGUUACCUUUUACCAAAGACUGUUAUGAAAAUCAAUUCCCACAUUUUUAUUGGAGCCUCAUGUCUUGUCUUGUUUAAAGAGCUUGAAAGGACUGUUAAUGCAGUUUUGUUCUCCGCAGCCAAGAAGGGUAAUGGUGUACCUUGGCAGUUUUGCCAGGGUGGCACAGAGGCAGCACUGAGAGGAAAACACUUUAAUUAGAACAUGCUGUUUAUUUCAGGACUUUUCAAGAGCAAAUCUGACAUUUGAGAGAUUUCACAGAGCCAAACGGAAAAAUAUGGCUUCUAGCGGUGCUGUAGUUUUUGUUUAUUAUUAUAUCCAUUCCUGGAUAUUUCCAGAAACUUUUCAUUUAUAUGACCAUCUGCGCACAUCCCUACUUUUCCAGCCAGGCCAUGGAUUCUUCUACUAGAGCUACAGCACACUGAACAUCAUUUUUCAUAUGCUGCAGAUUCCCUGGAAGGCAGCUCUGUGUAAUUACCCCAAAGGCCUUUGAGAACCACAGUAAUAGACUGCACACAUCUAUGAUAUCAUGCAUGAAAUCAUCCAGGUCUAAAAAGAGGUCUUGGAAAAACGGACACACAUAUAUGCAUGUACACACAGGCACACAGACAAUGCCUUAAUUUCUGUUGACUCAUAAUUCACACAUGUCACUACACUUCUCUCUGCCUGUAGUGCGACACUGCAUUUCAGUAGCAGUGUGGCUAAAUCAGUGGCCCUGGUAGUGAGAAACCCAGUAAAGCGAUGGCUAACACAAAAAAGCUCAGCGUGAGAUGGCAUCUCUGUAUGCAGGCACCGUCUCCCAAUGGCUAUUGAUGAGGGAAGACAAUGAAUAUUCUCAUUAACACAUAGAAACGGAAAGUCUCCUAACAUGCAGAAAUGCAAGAACAUUAAUGUCAAUACACAUACACAGCUCAAGGUAAAUUAAACUACAGCUGUUCCUCAGGCACAGCAACUCCCGUAGGUGACAGAGUUAGAUUGAACCCAUUAUUACAGCUGGAUCUGGGAGACAAGGAGUCCAGUCAAAAAGACAGACUCAAUCGGACUUUUUCAAAGUUCAAAGUCAGAGGAGAUACAUAUAGAUUACUUUUCUGUCUGUGUCUCUUUAUGUGCUUGUGUGGCCACGUAUUUUUUCAAGUAUGUGCAGAGUUAGUGUGUGUUUGUGUGCGUGCAUGCCUGUGCCACUUCUUCCUUCCAUAAUCAAUUUCCUCAGGGACGUGCCAAGGACAUGGGUGUAGACAGUUUGAUUUGUAAAGCUUGAACAGGAGGGUGUCUGAGAGCCUGGGUGCCAGUCCACCUGAGCCCAACAGGAUGACGUCAGUAACACCUUGAGAAAACCUUGACAUCUCAUGUGUGCACUUUUAGAAAAAACAAAAACAAAACAAUUAUGUGGAAAAUGUUGCAUCAAUAACAUAGAAAAUGUGAAUGAAUGUGCAUGACUACUGAGAUUUCGUCAACCACAGGCUUUUGACAGCGUGGUGAAAACUAUCUGUAAGAUGCAUAGAGGCACUAAAGCUAUUCUUCACUUUAAAUAAAGACAAAGAAAUGGUGGAAUGACUUACGUCAGUCAGGGCCACAGGCACAAGGAAAUAUGUGUUUUGACUCAACGAGAAGAGACGAAGAAAAAAAGACAUGAAUACAGAUCACGGACAAAAAGAAAAUUUCAGCUGUUGGUGGAAUGUGUCAUCAGAGCAGUUGUCAAGAGACAACACACACAACAUGCGAGGAGUGCGACAUGAAAACUGAUUUCCUGAAAAUAACAGGGGCUGUGAUAGCAUAUUGUGAGACAUGAUGUGAAUAUAAUAGCAUAAUGAGUCUAUUUCUGUUCACAAGUAUGGCAGCCCUUUUCUCUUUUUAAAUCCGCUUUUGCUCCAUCUAUCUUACUGGAUCAUCAACUUGCUAAAUACUAAGGGCUACAUUCAUCCCACCAUCAUGUUAGGGAAUGGUGAUAAUUGCCAGAUUUGUUAUAAAUGCAGUGAUGUAACUUGUUUGGUGUGCUUAAUUGCCUUUGAAAUCCACCUGUGUUAGAAUUAUACUGUGCUGCAGCUGCUCUGUGGGGACCGCGCUGGCUAAAUGAGACUGAUUAUAGAAACAAACUGAGCUUUGGCCUGCCUCUCUGCGUUUGGUGGAGUGGCUGUAUACUUUUCAUUUUAACUAAUCUCAGGUUAGCUACUAGUGUAGGUGGUUUGUGUGCCAAGGUAAAUGUAGAGGUGCCCUAUGAUUCUUUAUGUCCAAUAAAUGUCAGUCACAGCUGGCAAUUGUUGGUCAAAAGGUUUCUGUGUUGUUGUUGUUUUUUAAAAAGACAGCUUGUUGCCAUUUUAAACCUUCAUUUAUCAAAUAAACACUGUCCUCUUUAUCCCAAGGCAAUGAAUGUGUUUAAUUUAAGUUAAUAUGAACAUUAGCGGAUGCUAGCAGUUAUUUGCUGUCCCAAAACUGAAUGUCACUGACUUCAAAUAGACAGCUGAAAACAACCAAGUUAUUUCCCAGUAAAU
Molecule: messenger RNA, 8765 nt
Organism: Haplochromis burtoni (Burton's mouthbrooder)
Lineage: Eukaryota; Metazoa; Chordata; Actinopteri; Cichliformes; Cichlidae
Product: potassium voltage-gated channel subfamily S member 2
Exons: 2
Coding region: 525-1964 (479 amino acids)
Biological process (GO): regulation of delayed rectifier potassium channel activity; potassium ion transmembrane transport; protein homooligomerization
Cellular component (GO): membrane; voltage-gated potassium channel complex
Molecular function (GO): voltage-gated potassium channel activity; protein binding
Source: RefSeq, a predicted model, not a curated record